Paramecium pentaurelia is the source of this 1082-nucleotide messenger RNA. The record is from the annotation of a GenBank genome assembly. Lineage: Eukaryota; Ciliophora; Oligohymenophorea; Peniculida; Parameciidae.
AUGAAUAAAAUGUUAAUUUUCAUUCCUUUAUUGAUCUUUUAAAAUGUCUAUGCUGAAUAGACAAAUUAUGAAAAAUGUGCUUUAAUAAUAAAAAGUAUAUUUGCUGGAUUAUCAUUAACUUAUUAAACAAACUAAAUCAAUUAUAUGGAGAAUUUAGAUUGUAAUGGUUUUUUAGAUGAUAUAUCUAAAUCUGUUGAAUAUUCAAAUGGUCAUAGUUUUGAAUAGCUAAAAAUUGGAUGGGAUGAAUUAGGGAAUGCCCUAGGAAAAAUUUAAGAAUCGAUUAUCAAAAACAUGAACUAGAAUGCACUUGACAAUAAUUCAUAAUUAUUAUGGAUAAUUAGUUUUGUAAAUAAUAUGAAAUUAAAAUUAAAAAAUUAAAUUGUUUGUGAAUUAGAUGAAUAAGCAGAGAAAAUUAUAGAAUUAAUUUUUGAUUUAAAUAUUUUUAGUAUAUUCACAUAUGAAUUCAUUAGGUGACUAAUUGAAAAAUUUUAAUGAAGAAUAGUAUCAAACAUAUGGUUAUUCAAUUGGUUAAAUGUUGUUAAAAAUAUAAGAAAAAAUUGUCAAUUUUAGUUCCAUAUCUUAAGGAAUGGAGAUAGCUUUAAAAGUAUUUAGUGGAUUUUAAUAUGGAAUAUAAGAUCAGUCUCUAAUUAAUAAAGAUUAACUAAAGAAAUGUUUAGAGGGUGCUGAUUAACUUGUUAUUUAUUAUGAUGAUUUCUCAUACUAAAUAGAGAGUUUUAUGCAUAUAAUAUACCCUUUUUGUGUGCACAAAUAAAUUUAUCUUGCAUUAAACCAUUAUAUAAAUGGAUUAGAUAAAUGUUCAGAUUCUAUUACUAAUGCUUCAAAAUUAAGCCAAAGAUUAAAACAAUUAAUCAAAGUACUAGAAAAUAAAAAAUUGUUAAAUAGAAUUGAUUAAUCAUAAUUAAUAGAGUCUGUAAUUUGAUAUAUAUUAAUAAAAGGCAUAAUAUGCAACUAUUUGUUGGCAUAUGGGAUAUUGGUUUGGAUUUGGUGAAGAAUUAGGCAUUUAUUUAGCAUCAUUAGAAAUAAAAUAGUAAAGCAAUUAAAUUUAUCAACGAAAAUUUUGA